GGGGCAUAUACUUUGGUGACAGUGAUGAUGGAUUUGCUGUGUAUGUGAUAGACUUGCCAUGGAAGGUAGGGAAGGAUGGUUGGUAUUGGGCAGUUUAUUUGGUCACUAAGGCAGUGUCAAAGACUUAA
Messenger RNA from Paraglomus brasilianum, 128 nucleotides. The record is from the annotation of a GenBank genome assembly. NCBI's taxonomy places the organism in Eukaryota, Fungi, Glomeromycota, Glomeromycetes, Paraglomerales, Paraglomeraceae.